AUGGCUGACAUUACUCUUAAUUGUCUCAUCAUCCCUAGUGGUUCGUUAAAUAUUCUUUCACGGCAUAGAGUUGAGUUGAGAAUUACAAUUCCUAGGAAUGCAACAGUUAAUGCUUUUCAGAUUGCGAUUCAAAAUGAGUUGGCGUCUCCAUUUCAAAAUAUCCCUCUUGAUCUUCGACAAAUUUAUUAUCCUGGAAGUGUGGAUGAAAGACGUAUGCAACAACAAGCUUUGAUCUCUGAUUAUUUUAAUGGGAAUCCUCCUGAAGAUUUAUUCCAUAUCAUCGCAUAUCCCAUACCACCUCCACCAAAUAAUUAA
Messenger RNA from Acaulospora morrowiae, 315 nucleotides. NCBI's taxonomy places the organism in Eukaryota, Fungi, Glomeromycota, Glomeromycetes, Diversisporales, Acaulosporaceae. The record is from the annotation of a GenBank genome assembly.